UUGUCUCCCACUCUCCUUCUCCUGGCGCGCUCUUCCUCUUUCGAUCUCUAACCGUUUUGCUAAAUGUGAGGGUUCCGGACACAAGUAUGGAUCCCUUGGAAGACGAAGAUCUCGGAGGAGACGAAUCUCAGAGGGAAUCCGACCUGAUAUCCACUGACUCUAGCGUAUCUUCUCUAUUUGUCACCGAAGACAGCCGCAGCACCACCAGCUCGACUGACGCCUUUGGCGGCAGCAGCAGCGGGAGCUCCGGCGAGAUUCCGGCUUCUGUGGUUGAAGGUGCAGUGGUGCCGAGGCUGCUACUGUCCUCUACAACCUUCCUUGGCGUUGAGGGAAAUGGUAACGUAGAAAGAGAGGGGUUAAUGGUGCCUCUGACGACGGCGAUGCAGAGGCAGAAGUGCGUGGGAAGGAACAAUAAAGGAGUGACUUGGGGGUUCACUUCCGUCAUUGGGCGACGGCGAGAGAUGGAAGAUGCCGUCUCCGUUAUCCCUGGCUUCCUGUCCAGUUCUUGUGAUCAGAUCGGCGGUUGUACGGCUCCGGGUUCUCGUUGUUCCGGCGAGAUCUCUCCCGUCCAUUUCUUCGGCGUCUACGACGGUCACGGUGGUUCCCAGGUGGCUAAAUUUUGUGCUGAGCGGGUCCAUGAAGUUGUGGCAGAGGAGUGGGGGAGGCUAGGAAGUGGUGAUGAAUGGCGUAGGAGGUGGGAAGUGGCAUUCUCUACUGGGUUUGAGAGGGCUGACAAUGAGGUUGUGGCAGAGUCAAUAGUGCCAGAAAUGGUUGGUUCAACUGCCGUUGUAGUGGCUGUAUCAGGGUGUCAGAUCAUUACAUCCAAUUGCGGUGACUCAAGGGCAGUGCUUUGUCAAGGGACUCAAACAAUUCCUCUAACUGUUGAUCACAAGCCAGACAGAGAAGAUGAACUCUUGAGGAUUGAAGGAAGUGGAGGAAAAGUCAUAAACUGGAAUGGUGCUAGGGUUUUGGGUGUUCUUGCCAUGUCCCGAGCAAUAGGGGAUCGGUAUUUGAGGCCAUGGAUCAUCCCGGUGCCUGAAGUUACUUUCACCACAAGGAGUGAAGAAGAUGAAUGCUUGGUAGUGGCAAGUGAUGGACUUUGGGAUGUGAUGACCAAUGAUGAGGUUGGAGAGGUAGCUCGCCAACUAUUGAGACGCCUACGUAGAUCCACAAUGGCCAAUGGGAGUUCAUCACCACCAGCACAAUUGGUUGCAGACCAUCUAACAGAUGUUGCUUACAGGAGAAGCAGUUCUGACAACAUCUCUGUCAUUGUUGUUGACCUGAAACCAGUAAGAAGGCGGCAACAGAGGCACUAGAAAGAUAGAGAAAUUAAAAACCCAGGGUAGAGGGAU
Molecule: messenger RNA, 1352 nt
Organism: Telopea speciosissima
Lineage: Eukaryota; Viridiplantae; Streptophyta; Magnoliopsida; Proteales; Proteaceae
Product: protein phosphatase 2C 56-like
Exons: 4
Coding region: 87-1316 (409 amino acids)
Biological process (GO): protein dephosphorylation
Molecular function (GO): protein serine/threonine phosphatase activity; cation binding
Source: RefSeq, a predicted model, not a curated record